AAAUCCAAUAAUCUAACCCUACUGUGUAAAGGAUAACUGAAAUGCAAUGAACCAAAAUUAAAAUUAUUUACCUAACAAAUUAUUUAACAAUAGCUGCAGAAACACAAAACAAAAAAAUAAUAAUUUUUCUCCAUAAGCUGUGUACAAAUUUACAGUGUGAAACUUAAUUUCUGCUUCAGAUUUAAAUUUUUAAGCAGCCCUAAACAAUCUUACGUAUCUUGUACAAAAAAAAACCUAGUAACUAAGUCAAUAUAUUAGUUCUUAAAAUAUAUUACACCCUAUAUCCGCAAUACUUAAAAUUUACGUUUCUCAAAAUGAAUGCACGUUCACAAGUUUUUGACUUAACCAUGGAGGGGCGUCAAGUUGAUGAAGCUGUUGCUAGCAUAUUUCACACGGUGCUCUUUCAUCGUUGCCUAGGCAAAUACAUGUACACUGGUGAUGCACAAUACUCCAUUGGCACCGUCGGCUACACCGACGUCGAUUGUGAUUUCAUUGAUUUCACUUAUGUCUGCUGCACAUCUGAAACUCUCAGCCGCACUGUCAAACGUGCCAUAAAUAUUUUCAGUGAAAAAUUACGCUCAAAUGAGAGUUGCGGCUCCGGGCAAAUAAGUCUAGAGUUCUUUCAGAAGAAAAAAUCACGCUGGCCGUUCCAGCAGGAAUGUAUACCAUGGGAAGUAUGGACCAUACAUUUAGAUCUCAUUAAGUAUGAAAAUGAAGACGAUCGUCAAAUGUGUCGAGAGAAUGUAUCCGAUUUAUUGACAGAGAAAGUUAUAUACAUAACGGAGUUAAUGAAUCGACAUGAUUAUGUACCCAAAACACCUAGUCAAAGUGAACUGAAUCUAAUAUUCGAUACAUCAUAUCCGGAUAUUCAACCAUAUCUAUUUAAGUUCGAUUAUUCCACAACUGGUUCGAGCGCACCAUCAGUUGGAAAUGCCAUGAAGAAAAUUAUAAAAGAGACGCUCGCGUUGUGACUGCAUGUGAUGGUGACGGGUGAUGGGUCAACAUUGAGAACCACGACUUCGAUUGUUGACUACGAUGACGGUGUGCUGCGUGGGAAAUGUGUAAAUGACGAAACAAGUAUUAUGUUAACUCAAGUAUGCGAACAUGAUGACAAUGAUAAGGAUUAUGAGAAUUUCUAUCAAAUUCAAAUGAAGAAACGUGAAGUUUAUAAACCAACUUGUGUUGAUAGGUCUACGAUUGAUGAUCUCAAAUCCAUGCUGACCGCAAUGGGAGGUUUAAUUUUAUUAGUUUUGUGUCAUCAUAAUCGCUUAGAUUCAUUUUAGUUGAAUAUUUCAAGCUAAUUUCAAGAAUAAGACAAAGAGAGACGGCUAACAUUAUAGUUUUAUAUAUUAC
Messenger RNA from Teleopsis dalmanni, 1353 nucleotides. It is a transcript of the gene Atg101, whose product is annotated as autophagy-related protein 101. NCBI's taxonomy places the organism in Eukaryota, Metazoa, Arthropoda, Insecta, Diptera, Diopsidae. The transcript has a single exon. The record is from RefSeq and is a predicted model, not a curated record. Gene Ontology annotation, cellular component: phagophore assembly site. Bases 315 to 971 code for a protein of 218 amino acids. Gene Ontology annotation, biological process: autophagy; autophagosome assembly.